AUGGUUGAAGAGCAUUUUAGAUGCUUCAUGUCUGGGUUAAGAAGAUCUAACAAUAAAAUUAUCUGUCAUAGAGGUAGGAAAAUCUUAAAAAGUAAAACUGAAAAUCUAUUUUCAGAAUUACCGGCCUUAUACGACAAUGAUGAAGAUGAUUCGAUGUUCGGAAUUCUCAGUGUUUACCGUCGAUCAACUUUACAUACCAGUCAUUCAGCAGAGUUGGAUAACGAGACGAAGACGACAACUUCUCAAAUACAAGACAAGGAUAUAUCUACACCUACUCAAAGGAAGUCAAAGUCACGUGAUCAGCCAAGAGCUAUCGACAUGUUAUAUCACAAAAUGUUAAGAAAUCUGUCAAGCGGCGAUGAUCCCAAAAGAAAAUAUUCUCCAAUAAAGCUUAUAGACUCGGGAACUUUCGGUCACGUGAUUCUAGCCAAAACGAAGCAGAACGGUUGUAUGGUUGCCAUCAAGAUAUUAGAGGUUAAAAAACAACCAUUUACUGUGUUGGCUAACGAGGUGACCAUAAUGAAGAAGAUCUACCAUGAUAAUGUUGUCACCGCUUUAGAUGCGAUUUAUGUGGAAGCUGUAAAGAAAUUCUGGCUUGUCAUGGAAUACGUGAAUGGGUGUUCGCUAAAGAAGAUUGUAAGAAAUGUAGCGUUAGAAGAAGGACAUAUAUGUUUCAUAUCUAGUCAAUGUGUGAAAGGUUUGGACUAUCUUCAUAAAGAAAGCAUAGUUCAUAGAGAUAUAAAAAGCAGCAAUGUGUUGGUGGAUAUAUAUGGGAGAGUAAAGAUAACGGAUUUUGGUACCAGCUACAUAUAUGAUAAAAAUGCCAAGAAGAACGAAAUUGUUGGCUCACCGUGCUAUAUGGCACCGGAAGUGGUGGCUAGGUAUAUAUAAAACAUAUCUUUAUAAAGUAUUCCGUUUUCAUUUAUAAUGCUUAAAUUAAUUCACUUGACAAGUAACUACAUGACAUUGAUAAAAUAUUUUAAAACACUUUCAGGCAAACUUUUAAAACUUUUUCUUUAUAUACUUUUUAUUUUAUGAUUCUUUAUAUACUAUUAAAGGAAAACAGUAUUAGAAAAGAAAUUAAAAGAUAUUUUUAGAAUCUCAUUCACCGUUUAGCAAGUCAAAACUCCGUGUAUAAAGAUUUUAGACGGUUUAUAUAUAUUAACGGCUGUAAAUUUAUAUAACCCGAGUAUACACACGGUCAUAUAACCUGUCGAAAGUCUUCAUAAGUUAAAAAAAAUAUGAUAAAGCACAAAUACUAUACUUGAAAAAAAGAAAAGAAAAUUAUUUAAAAAAAACUAACAGCAUUAGUGUAUAUACAUAAACGUCACGAUUAUCCAAUGAAAACGUCUUUGCUAAAGGUAAAUCUUGUACAAUGUAUAAGUAUUAUAAAUAAAACUUUGUUAAAACAUAAGCAUUUAGUUCUGUUACAGAAUUUUCAAACAUUUGCCAUAUUUCUAACACUGUUACCGUUCUCGUUAUUUCAGGAAACCGUAUGAUUAUAAGAUAGAUAUAUGGAGUUAUGGUAUAACCCUAAU
This is a messenger RNA of Ruditapes philippinarum (Manila clam), 1538 nucleotides long. RefSeq names its product serine/threonine-protein kinase PAK 3-like. Gene Ontology annotation, biological process: intracellular signal transduction; regulation of MAPK cascade; protein phosphorylation. The transcript is spliced from 6 exons. The coding region runs from base 1 to 891 and encodes 296 amino acids. Gene Ontology annotation, cellular component: cytoplasm. NCBI's taxonomy places the organism in Eukaryota, Metazoa, Mollusca, Bivalvia, Venerida, Veneridae. Gene Ontology annotation, molecular function: ATP binding; protein serine/threonine kinase activity. The record is from RefSeq and is a predicted model, not a curated record.